Messenger RNA from Amborella trichopoda, 936 nucleotides. RefSeq names its product protein MAIN-LIKE 2. NCBI's taxonomy places the organism in Eukaryota, Viridiplantae, Streptophyta, Magnoliopsida, Amborellales, Amborellaceae. Gene Ontology annotation, biological process: meristem development; meristem maintenance. The record is from RefSeq and is a predicted model, not a curated record.
AUGAACACGUUUGGGUUAGGUGCUUUGUCUAUCAUUCCACCAGGUCAAAUUGAUCAGCCAUUGGUUGCUACCAAUGCAGAGAGUUGGCGCUCAGAGAUCAAUUCCUUCCACUAUAACAUUCAAAUUGGUGAGAUGACACCAACUUUAUUUGAUGUGUACGAUAUUUUAGGUUUGUCUGUGGUUGGCGAGCAUGUUACAUGCCGUCCUAUUAAUGCCCUACACAAGUUCAUAGAGGACAAUUUGGGUAUAGUCCCCACUGAAGGCAACUUGACAGCCAUAAAGCAUUCAUGGUUGAAGGCUAAUUUUUGGGAAUUGCCACCUGAUGCAUCCCCUGUGCAAAUAGUCAAAUAUACUCAAGCUUAUCUACUCUUCCUGAUCAGCGUUACCAAUUUCGCUGAUGCAUCAGUUGCAACAGUCCCAACAAGGUACCUGCAAUUCUUUGAAGAUAUUGAGCAAGCUCACAGAUAUGCAUGGGAUGCUGCAGCCCUCGCAUAUCUAUAUCGUUUGCUUGGAAAAGCUUGUACUUUCAAGCGAAGACAUUUCAGUGGUUCUGCCACUCUUAUGCAGGUAAUAUGGAAUUCGUACUUCAAGCUUGAUGAGGAAAUUUCAGAUGAUAGGCAUGAGGCAUUCGAAACUGUAAUGUGCGUAACGACUCUAAUCUUGCAUGAUAUUGUCGAGCCAUACAUGCCAGAUCAUGUUUGCCGCCAAUUUGGAUCUAAACAGGGCAUUCCAAGAAAUCCUUUAUCUGUUGGUAAGAGUGCAGUUCAGGCAAGUACAACCAUGUUAGCAGAGGCACUUACACUUAGACAGAAGUGGUACUCUGAAGUAUAUAAUCGUAUUAACAACACAUUUAAAAUGUUGUCUAAGUUUGUGUCAGUCGAUAUGGAAGAUAUAGAAGCCAGGAUGGAAUUGUUACAACGUGAAGUUAAUGAAUAA